AUUUCUGAAGUCUAGUUUAUUUUAUUGAUUAUCGAUCAGAUGAUUAUGUAAGCUUUUUUUUCAUUAGAUAGUACACAUCCAUUUUAAAUCAUAUGUACUUUAUUACCACCACAAGUACGAUCUCUUUUGAUAGUUUUAAUUCUAAUUGUGUUGCAUUGUUAGUUCAUCAACUUUAACCGGAUGUUCGUGUGACAUUUCUUUCCUUUUUUUAAUCGCAGGAAAAUUUAUUUCAUUCUACGCGAUAUCACAUUUCGAAGUACCAUCUUCAGCUGAUCUUUAUAAAAAUUUUACUUGUCGAAUUUGUAAUUUAUAAAAAUGAAUUACUUCAUGACAUUUUCUGUUUUAUUUUUAACAUAUUUCUUAUUAGAUUUAAGUAACUGCGAUCGUUGUUGUACUAUCAAUUUCCGAAAAUUACCAUCGUAUAAAUUGAUUCGUAUCGGAGUACGUUCGAAUGAAACAAUUAUUUCAAGAAAAAUAGUUCAUCAUUUACACGAGUGCAAAGAAUUUGCUGCAUCGAGAAAAGCAUUGGCAUUCAACUUUGGAUUAAAUAUAUAUUUAAGUGGAAGAACCAAUAAAGGAAGGCAUUUGAGAAAUCUGUGCCAGGCUUUACAAUGUCCAGAAAUAUAUAAUUCUUCGUCACUGAUAAGGGACAAGAAAUAUCGGUAUUACAGCAUGUAUCCUAAUAACAUCGAUUCUGGAGGAGGCACAAUAGUUUGCGUACCAAAAGCAGGAUUAUUUAUAUUAUCGAAUAACAAUUUAAAUUAUACUCAAGCACAAAUAUCUUGUCAAAAAUUAAACGGAUCACUUGCGCAUGUGAUAAGCGAGGAACGUAUGAAUGGCUUGGCUAAAUUUCUUUCACAUAAGAUUUCAAGCUACGUUGGUUUAAGUAACAACGAUGAUGAAGAAAUUUGGAAAAAUUCGUUUGAUGAACCUCUAUCGUGUUUUAAUUACCAUGCAUGGGGCACAGGAGAACCAUCUAAUUCAAAAGGAUGCGUUGCUAUUCUUACAUCCUCAUCUAAUUCGCAUGCUACAUCUUUUUGGAAAGUUACACCUUGUUACGUUUUGUUACCUUACAUAUGUGAAAUUUUUCCAAGAUAUCAAUAAAUAAAGAUAUAAUAUUAUUAACGAAUUAUAUAUAUAUGCGAGUAAUUUUUGUAGAAGGAUAAAUAAAAUUCGAGUCUACUUAUGUACAGAUAUUUAAUCUACGACUACAAGAAUCUUUAGUGUUAUACUUAGAGAACUAGAAUAUUUACAAAUAUGAAUUAAAACAACAUAACUGUAUACGUGCGCACGAUUGACAGAAAACAAGAAGAAAAAUAUAACUCUCAUUCAUUGUUGCUUAUGUAUAUGAAUGCGUUUUUGUGUGUUGUAUAUUUGUUGUGUAUAUA
This is a messenger RNA of Polistes canadensis, 1388 nucleotides long. Its product is annotated as C-type lectin domain family 4 member E. The coding region runs from base 316 to 1104 and encodes 262 amino acids. The record is from RefSeq and is a predicted model, not a curated record. The transcript is spliced from 4 exons. NCBI's taxonomy places the organism in Eukaryota, Metazoa, Arthropoda, Insecta, Hymenoptera, Vespidae.